GAACUCAUCAUCACUGUAAAAUAAGAUUACCAAUUGUGAAGAGCUUGUCAUCAAAUAAUGGGGUUCUUAACACUUCAUCAGCUUGCUUUUGUGUUUGGUCUUUUGGGUAACAUUGUGUCAUUCUUGGUUUUCCUGGCGCCGGUGCCAACUUUCUAUACAAUAUGGAAGAAGAAAACAUCUGAAGGGUUUCAAUCUCUACCUUAUGUAAUUGCACUUUGCAGUGCAAUGUUGCUGUUGUACUAUGGUUUUAUCAAGGAAAGGGCAUUUUUAAUCAUCAGCAUUAACAGCAUUGGUUGUGCUAUAGAAGUCACCUAUCUCAUAUUCUACAUCAUUUAUGCACCUAGGAGGCAGAAGAUUUUUACAAUGAAGUUGAUACUCUUCUUUAACAUAGGAUCGUAUGCCUCAAUGAUGAUACUCAUCAAUUUACUCUUAGAUGGUCCUAAGCGUGUAGCUGCCAUUGGAUGGACCUGUGCAGCUUUUAACAUUGGCGUUUUUGCUGCUCCUCUGAGCGUCAUGAGGAAUGUCAUAAGGACUAAAAGUGUGGAAUACAUGCCAUUUACGCUCUCCUUUUUCCUCACCCUUUGUGCAACCAUGUGGUUCUUCUAUGGACUUUUUGUCAGGGAUUUAUUUAUUGCAGCACCAAAUGUCUUGGGGUUUUCAUUUGGAGUAGCUCAAAUGACCCUAUACGUCAUAUACAAGAAUGUUAGCAAAGAUGUAGCGACAAAAACAAUGCAACCAAAGGAGGGUGCAGAUGUUCAACUGAGGUCAAUGGAAAUGGGUGUUUAUCAACAAGAAAUCAAGGAUAACAAACUUGUUAUCAACAACAAACCGACCGAAUCAAAUCAGAACAAUAUUGUCUAAGCAAGGAUACAAGACACCAACAGUGAUUCAACCAAAGAUGCUAACAAAUCAAAAUAAUGUUUCUGGUUUUCUUGAAUGAUUGUAUGUAUCUUCAAGAAAACCCAAAUUAGUUUCAUUUUUGGUGGUGAAUUAAGACACUAGACGUCUAAAUAAAUGUCUCUUCAUUCCAUAUCCACCAUUGUAAUAAAGUAAUAAACAUCCAAAUAUUCU
Molecule: messenger RNA, 1071 nt
Organism: Rubroshorea leprosula
Lineage: Eukaryota; Viridiplantae; Streptophyta; Magnoliopsida; Malvales; Dipterocarpaceae
Source: the annotation of a GenBank genome assembly